Erinaceus europaeus (western European hedgehog) is the source of this 924-nucleotide messenger RNA. Its product is annotated as olfactory receptor 2AE1-like. Bases 1 to 924 code for a protein of 307 amino acids. Gene Ontology annotation, biological process: G protein-coupled receptor signaling pathway. The record is from RefSeq and is a predicted model, not a curated record. Gene Ontology annotation, molecular function: G protein-coupled receptor activity; olfactory receptor activity. Gene Ontology annotation, cellular component: membrane. Lineage: Eukaryota; Metazoa; Chordata; Mammalia; Eulipotyphla; Erinaceidae. The transcript has a single exon.
AUGUGGCAGAAGAAUGAGACCUCUCUGGCUGACUUCCUCCUUGAAGGGCUCUUUGAUGAGUCCCUCGCCCAUGUCUUUCUCUUCUCCUUGACCAUGGUGGUCUUCCUGGUUGGGGUGAGUGGCAACUCCCUCACUAUCCUCCUCAUCUGUGCUGACCCCAGGCUUCACACCCCCAUGUACUUCCUGCUCAGCCAGCUCUCCUUCAUAGAUUUGAUGUAUGUCAUCACAACCACCCCCAAGAUGGCUUCCAACUACCUCUCUGGCAGCCAGUACAUUUCCUUUGCAGGUUGUGGUACCCAGCACUUCUUCUAUUUGUUUGUGGGUAGUGCUGAAUGUUUUCUACUAACUGUAAUGUCUUAUGACCGCUACGUGGCCAUCUGCAACCCACUGCACUACACUAUUCUAAUGAACAGAAGGGUGACACUGAUGAUGGUUGCCAUGUCAUGGUUGGGAGGAUUUACUAUCUCAUUUAGUCUCACAGCAUCCUUAAUGUCCUUUCCCUACUGUGCGUCUCGUAAAAUCCGCCAUUUCUACUGUGAACUUCCAGCUGUUGUAAAGUUGGUAUGUGGAAACAUCACUAUUUUUGAGACAACUGUGUACAUCUGCAGUGUGCUACUUCUCCUUAUCCCCAUUCUCCUGGUCUCUGCAUCCUAUGCCUUCAUCCUCCGCAGUGUCAUUAAGAUGCGAUCUGCUGGGAGUAAGAGAAAUGCCUUUGCCACCUGUAGCUCCCAUCUAACAGUGGUUUCUCUCUAUUUUGGUGCCUCAAUCUUUUCAUAUAUGAGGCCCAAGUCACAAAGCACUACAUUUCAAGACAAAGUUGGUUCUGUGUUCUAUAGUAUCAUUACUCCCACCCUGAAUCCUCUGAUCUAUACUCUCCGGAAUAAGGACGUAGCUAAGGCUAUAAGAAGACUGCUGGGGAGAUAG